Molecule: messenger RNA, 1293 nt
Organism: Psammomys obesus (fat sand rat)
Lineage: Eukaryota; Metazoa; Chordata; Mammalia; Rodentia; Muridae
Gene: Mylk4
Product: myosin light chain kinase family member 4
Exons: 12
Coding region: 1-1293 (430 amino acids)
Biological process (GO): protein phosphorylation; intracellular signal transduction; positive regulation of apoptotic process
Cellular component (GO): cytoplasm; nucleus
Molecular function (GO): ATP binding; protein serine/threonine kinase activity
Source: RefSeq, a predicted model, not a curated record
AUGUCCUCCUACAGAUGUCAAGAGAAGAGAGUACUGAAAAGCCAUGAUUGUGUCCUGCUCUACCAAUCCGAGACAGAGGGAGAUGAAAGCCCUGCUUCUGACAGCAGCCUGCUCAGACUCACUACCAGUAUGCUGAAGGUGAAGAGGCUGGAGGAGAUCAGCUCAUGCCACAGCAGCAACCCUCUGGAGAAGGUGGCCUUUUUUCAGUGCAUGGAAGAGGUGGAGAAGGUGAAAUGCUUUCUGGAAGAGAGCUCUGGCAAUCUGGAUCUGCAGUCUGGAGACAACGAGGCUGAGGAAAAUGUGUGGUCCAACCCAGCACUGAAUGAAAGGACAAUUGUCAAAGGUGGAAGGACAUCAGCCCUCACAGAUGAUGUCCCCGCUCCCAUGGCCCCAUUUGAUCAUCGGAUUGUAAUGGCCAAACAUGCUGCAGUGGACAGUCUGUACACCGUGAGCAAAUCUGAGAUCUUAGGAGGGGGCCGUUUUGGCCAGGUUCACAAGUGUGAAGAGAAAGCAACCGGCCUGAAGCUGGCUGCUAAAAUCAUUAAGACUAGAGGUGUAAAGGACAAGGAUGACGUGAAGAACGAGAUUAACGUCAUGAACCAGCUGGACCACGUGAACCUCAUUCAGCUCUACGAUGCCUUUGAGUCCAAGCAUGACAUCGUCCUUGUCAUGGAGUAUGUGGAGGGUGGGGAGCUGUUUGAUCGUAUCAUUGAUGAAAACUGCAACUUGACAGAGCUGGACACCAUCGUGUUCAUGAAGCAGAUCUGUGAAGGGAUCCAGUACAUGCACCAGAAUUACAUCCUCCACUUGGACCUCAAGCCUGAGAACAUCCUGUGUGUGAAUCGGGAUGCUAAGCAAAUAAAGAUUAUUGAUUUUGGAUUGGCCAGAAGAUAUAAGCCCAGAGAGAAGCUAAAGGUGAACUUUGGAACUCCAGAAUUUCUUGCCCCUGAAGUUGUAAACUAUGAUUUUGUUUCCUUUCCUACGGAUAUGUGGAGUGUGGGCGUCAUCACAUAUAUGCUACUCAGUGGCUUGUCACCUUUUUUGGGCGAUAAUGACGCAGAGACGCUGACCAAUAUCCUGGCAUGCAGGUGGGAUUUAGAAGACGAGGAAUUUCAGGACGUCUCAGAGGAGGCCAAGGAGUUCAUCUCUAAGCUCCUGAUUAAGGAGAAGAGUUGGAGAAUAAGUGCCAGCGAAGCCCUCAAGCACCCCUGGUUAUCAGACCACAAGCUCCACUCAAGGCUGAGUGCACAGAAAAACUGCAGUUCUGCUGCUCAGAACCUCACGACCAAAUAA